This is a messenger RNA of Sporothrix brasiliensis 5110, 591 nucleotides long. RefSeq lists its product as uncharacterized. The record is from RefSeq and is a predicted model, not a curated record. The transcript has a single exon. Lineage: Eukaryota; Fungi; Ascomycota; Sordariomycetes; Ophiostomatales; Ophiostomataceae. Bases 1 to 591 code for a protein of 196 amino acids.
AUGACAUUCCCGAGACUUUUUGCCCUCGUGCGAGACGUUCUUGGUGCUUGGCGAGAUUGGAUUCGCGGACGAACAGCGCCUGACGUCGGGAAAAGAAUCCGCCAGUGCAGUAUCAUUGUGGACUUUUCGUUCCACGGGAAGAGUACGCGUGAUGGCCUUCAAGACCGCCUCGCACUCCGGGCCAAGGCCAAUCGUCGCCUCGCAGUGGCCUUGGGGAUUGACAACUCCCUGACGACGGCGGACCUCGGCGUACACAGGGCAUAUAUGAAGACGGCCACAGCGUACGUCCGCACGAUGAACCGGCCGCAGACAUGGCCGCAGUCGGUUUCCAGCGCCACGGCUGUGCUGGCAACGGAGACGGAGAAUGAGGCAUCCUCCGUGUUGCUGGCGCCUCUUGUGCGCCGUUUCUGUCUGACGAUGGUUAUGAAAACACUCCUCGGGCCGGCAUGCGGGCAGAUGGACACAAACGACGUGGCCACCGUCUGCAACGAAAUCAACAAACAUCACCGGAAUGGACACAUAGAGCUGUUCAGGGACAAGAAGACUUGUCUAACCAUAUAUGUUGUUAUUCUAUCGUGGUCGUACCUCUAA